This is a messenger RNA of Colletotrichum siamense, 1818 nucleotides long. RefSeq names its product Sugar transporter STL1. The record is from RefSeq and is a predicted model, not a curated record. The transcript has 5 exons. The coding region runs from base 1 to 1818 and encodes 605 amino acids. Gene Ontology annotation, biological process: carbohydrate transport; transmembrane transport. Gene Ontology annotation, molecular function: carbohydrate:proton symporter activity. Gene Ontology annotation, cellular component: membrane. NCBI's taxonomy places the organism in Eukaryota, Fungi, Ascomycota, Sordariomycetes, Glomerellales, Glomerellaceae.
AUGGCCGAGAAGCAAGAGAAACAACAACGCUCAGGCGAGAGCGGGAGCCCAAGCCCCUCUUCGUCCGCCGACAGCGGUCGCGUGGUGAACGAGAAGCCCAGAUCUCAGGGAGGCUUUUUGUCCAGGCUUGGCGAUCUUCCCGAGUUGAAGUUUCGCGGCAAGCUUCUCGAGGGCCAGACUCUGAACUGGUGCAUCGGUUUCAUAGCGAGUUGCGGGUUUCUGAUGUUCGGCUACGACCAGGGCGUAUUGAGCUCCCUCCUCACCCUGGAUGAUUUUCAGAAGAGUAUCGUGUUGAUGACUCCACUGGAAAAGUCAAAUCCCCUGUGCUGGCUCGAUUAUCCCGAAAGCACGCAGCGUGAUUACAGCCAAUGCACUGGAGACCCCAACACACAGGCUGCUGCCGUGGCUGUCUAUCAGAUCGGAUGUUUCUUGGGCGCGCUUCUCAUUCUCUUCAAAGGAGAGACGUGGGGUCGCAAGUCUUCUACUUUCUGGGGCAGUGCUAUCAUGGUCAUCAGCACCGUCAUGCAGGCCGGCUCUCACGAGUACAUUCUUUUCUCUCUUUCCAGAGUCCUUGGCGGAAUUGGAAAUGGCAUGGUAACCUCGACAAUUCCCACAUGGCAAUCUGAGUGCGCACGACCUCAUCAGCGUGGAUUUCUCAUCACCCUUUCCGGAGCUCUCAUCUCUGGAGGCAUUAUGAUUGCUUACUGGGUUGACUAUGGCUUUUACUUCCUUGAGGGAUCGAUUCGCUGGCGGUUUCCGAUCGCUUUCCAGUCCUUCUUCACUAUCAUCGUGAUGAUUGGUCUUCUCUAUCUCCCCGAUUCACCCCGAUGGCUCGCGAUGAAGGGCCGCACCGAAGAAGCCCGUGCGGUGACGGCGCGCCUGCUCGGCAAGCCUAUUGAUCAUGAAGAUGUCACCACGGAAGUCAAGGCUAUCAAGGAGGCCCUCGAAGUCCAAAGUCAGGGUGGUGGCUUCCAGUACAAGGAGCUUCUCACUAACGGGCCGUCUCAAAACCUUCGUCGAACGCUACUCGGAAUUGCCGCGCAAUUCUUCCAACAGAUUUGCGGUAUCAACCUCAUCACUUACUACGCUGGCUUCCUCUUUGAGAACUCUCUUGGAUUUGGCCCCGAGCUGUCGCGGCUUCUCGCAGCUGCAAACGGCACUGAGUACUUCCUGGCGUCGCUCGUUGCACUGCCCCUCAUUGAGAGGACUGGUCGACGGAAGCUCAUGCUCUUCGGUGCCUUUGGCAUGAUGGCAUCCAUGGCUAUCCUGGCUGGUACCGUCUCUACAGGUACUGUCGCAGACAACGGGGCACCUAACCUCGAGACCCGUUACGGUGUAACGGCCACCGUCUUCCUCUUUGUCUUCAACUCGUUCUUCGCAAUCGGCUGGCUCGGCAUGACAUGGCUGUACCCCGCCGAAAUCACCAACCUCCGCAUUCGCAUCCAAGCCAACGCCCUGUCGACCUGCUCCAACUGGCUUUCCAACUUCCUGAUCGUCAUGAUUACCCCUCCUGCCUUUGCCAACUUGGGAUACAAGACAUAUGUCAUGUUUGCCGUCUUCAACGCGGCCAUCAUUCCUUGCGUCUGGCUAUUUUUCCCUGAGCCCAAGGGCCGGAGUCUGGAGGAGUUGGAUGUUAUCUUUGCCAGCGCGCACGCUGACGGCGUCAACCCUGUCAAGCGUGCGAAGGAAAUGCGACACAUUGAGGGUAACGAGCUUGAAGGCGAGCUUGACAAGUAUUUCGGGUCCAGUGAGGAGGUUGAAGAUGCCCGUCCCAUGACGCGCCCGAUGACUGGGCACAGUCAUCAAACAAGACAUUGA